Messenger RNA from Sparassis crispa, 561 nucleotides. RefSeq lists its product as hypothetical. The transcript is spliced from 4 exons. Bases 1 to 561 code for a protein of 186 amino acids. The record is from RefSeq and is a predicted model, not a curated record. Lineage: Eukaryota; Fungi; Basidiomycota; Agaricomycetes; Polyporales; Sparassidaceae.
AUGGCUACCGUCUACGGUGUCCCCUAUUUCCUCGAGGACCAGUCUGGCGAUCUCGCUGGCUCCGAGUUCGUCGACCUCUACAAACGCAUCAGCCUCACCGUCCGCUGUACCCUGCGUUCCGACACCCACACCGCGUAUAUGGUGUACGAUAUGACCUCCCGCGGUGUCAAUCGCGGGGGCCUUCUUGUCCCUCUUGCUUGCCUCGAUUUCGGUGCCGGACACGCUCUCGGAACCAUCAAGGUCGGCGAGAAGGAGGCCGUGAACAUGAGCGACUACCUCACUAAGCUGUCGCCAUUGGGCAGCUCGAAGCAGCGUAAGUUUGUUGCAUCCGACGGGCAGGAAUACCGCUGGAAGUGGCGCUCGGACGCAGAUGACGAGUGGACAUGUGUGAACUCUAGCGGCUAUCAUGUCGCUUCCUACAGUCUCAAGCCCGCCGGCGAGCCGCAAUAUCAGUCGUCGUCGGGUUGCGUACUCACCGUAGAAGAAUCGUAUCCACAUCUUAUCGGAGAACUGCUUGCCUCUCUGACCAUAAUGCGUCAUAUUGCAAAAUAUAAUCUAUAA